UGGGGAAGCUGGCUGGACGGGCGUUGACGUCUGCGCUCUCCCUGCCCUGUGAGCCUGGGCUUCCCGUCAGCCCUCGCGCAGAUCCAUCAGUCACCCAGCGCGCCGCACGGUCACGUGACCACUGAAUCACCACGGGUAAUGAUGACUGGAACGCAGCAGAAGUCGAGAAUGUAGCAGUAACAUUAUGGAGGAGACAUCUCCUUAUUCCUUACUUGAUAUCUGCUUGAGUUUCCUGACCACUCACCUUGAGAAAUUCUGUUCUGCAAGGCAAGAUGGAACAUUAUGUCUGCAGGAACCUGGGGUGUUUCCACAAGAGGUAGCUGAUCGACUGCUUCAGACCAUGGCAUUUCAUGGUCUACUGAACGAUGGAACUGUGGGUAUUUUUAGAGGCAAUCAGAUGCGCUUAAAGCGAGCUUGCAUUCGCAAAGCAAAGAUCUCUGCUGUUGCUUUCCGGAAAGCCUUCUGCCAUCACAAGUUAGUGGAACUGGAUGCCACAGGUGUGAAUGCUGACAUCACCAUCACAGACAUUAUCAGUGGGCUUGGCAGUAACAAAUGGAUCCAGCAGAAUCUCCAGUGCUUGGUGCUGAACUCAUUAACUCUCUCCCUGGAGGAUCCUUAUGAGCGGUGCUUUAGUCAGCUUUCCGGCCUUCGAGCUCUCAGCAUCACCAAUGUUCUCUUUUAUAAUGAAGACCUGGCUGAAGUUGCCUCCCUGCCACGACUGGAGAGCCUGGAUAUCUCUAACACUUCAAUCACAGACAUCACUGCUCUGCUGGCCUGCAAAGACCGACUCAAGUCUCUAACCAUGCACCACUUGAAGUGUUUAAAAAUGACAACUACCCAGAUCCUAGAUGUUGUUCGGGAACUCAGACUUCUAAAUCAUCUUGAUAUCUCAGAUGAUAAACAAUUUACAUCCGACAUAGCUCUUCGCUUACUAGAACAGAAGGACAUCCUACCCAAUCUUGUCUCUCUGGAUGUUUCUGGGAGAAAGCAUGUGACAGAUAAAGCUGUUGAAGCCUUUAUACAACAACGGCCCAGCAUGCAGUUUGUAGGUUUGCUGGCCACUGAUGCUGGUUACUCUGAAUUCCUCACAGGCGAAGGAUAUUUGAAGGUAUCUGGAGAAGCCAAUGAAACUCAGAUUGCAGAAGCAUUGAAGCGGUACAGCGAGCGGGCAUUUUUUGUCCGAGAAGCUCUUUUUCACCUUUUUAGCUUGACUCAUGUGAUGGAAAAAACAAAGCCAGAAAUUUUAAAGCUUGUGGUUACUGGGAUGAGAAAUCACCCAAUGAAUUUACCAGUGCAACUGGCUGCAAGCGCCUGUGUAUUUAACCUAACCAAGCAGGAUCUUGCCGCAGGAAUGCCUGUCCGACUGCUGGCUGAUGUGACCCAUUUGCUGCUCAAAGCUAUGGAACACUUUCCCAAUCACCAGCAGUUACAGAAGAAUUGCCUCCUUUCACUUUGCAGUGACCGGAUCCUUCAAGAUGUUCCAUUCAACAGAUUUGAAGCAGCCAAACUUGUCAUGCAGUGGCUCUGCAACCAUGAAGAUCAAAACAUGCAAAGGAUGGCGGUUGCUAUCAUUUCUAUCCUGGCUGCCAAGCUUUCUACAGAACAAACUGCACAGCUUGGAGCUGAACUCUUCAUUGUCAGGCAACUUCUUCAAAUAGUGAAGCAGAAAACAAAUCAAAAUUCAGUGGACACUACAUUGAAGUUUACAUUGAGUGCACUUUGGAACCUCACAGACGAAUCCCCAACCACUUGCAGACACUUUAUUGAAAACCAAGGUUUAGAACUCUUCAUGAGGGUUCUAGAGUCUUUCCCAACUGAAUCAUCCAUUCAACAGAAAGUUCUAGGACUUUUGAACAAUAUAGCUGAAGUACAAGAAUUGCAUUCUGAAUUAAUGUGGAAGGACUUUAUAGACCACAUCAGUAGUCUCCUACACAGUGUUGAAGUGGAAGUGAGUUACUUUGCAGCUGGCAUUAUUGCCCAUUUAAUAUCCAGAGGUGAACAAGCUUGGACGUUGAGCCGUAGCCAGAGGAAUUCUCUUCUCGAUGAUUUGCAUUCAGCUAUUUUGAAAUGGCCAACUCCAGAGUGUGAGAUGGUAGCAUACAGGUCCUUCAAUCCAUUUUUCCCUUUACUUGGCUGUUUCACAACACCAGGAGUCCAGCUGUGGGCAGUUUGGGCAAUGCAACAUGUCUGCAGCAAGAAUCCUUCAAGAUAUUGCAGCAUGCUGAUUGAAGAAGGAGGACUGCAACAUUUAUACAACAUCAAAGAACACGAACAGACCGAUCCCCAUGUCCAACAGAUUGCUGUGGCCAUUCUGGACAGCUUAGAAAAACAUAUUGUGCGCCAUGGGAGGCCACCUCCCUGUAAAAAGCAGCCCCAGGCUAGACUAAAUUGAUAGCCAUAGGUAAUUGGGUAUUUGAGUCACUAGGAUCCUUUUGUGAUUGGUCCACUUGGAAUAUCUUACCCUCUGUGGUAUUUUGGGUUCUAUGACAAGUCAUAAGAUCAGUUUGGGAUUAAUAAUGUACAGUACUGCCCAUGUGAACAGUCUAAUAUGUCUUGUGAUUUUUAACUUAUGAGGCAAGGAAGGUCUCUUUAUCAUUCCCUUUUAGGAAAUUUUCCACAUCUUUCAGUGUUUGAAUUUACCUGUGCUUGAGAUUCUACAGUUUUCUGAUAGAGUUUGCACGAACCGGCCAGACUUUUCUGAUCUCAAAGUCCCUUCCAGUCAAUUUGUGGCCUCGGAUUUCUGGCACUGCUUCAGUUGUAAAGUUUCUACUGCUUCUGUAUAAAAUGCCUUUAUCCUCUGUGUAUCUCUUAGAAGACAACCUUUUUAGUGUGAAAAAAUGGAAACCUGUGUUGUCUCCCCAUGGAAACUAUUCACUCUGUGGAACCCAGGUGGCUGGCAGAAAAAUGUAUUGGGAAGAAAAAUAAUUGAGAAUUGUCUUCAUGGUGUGGUUUCUAAAAUGGGAUAGGUUACCCUUCUGGAGCCUACCUCUUUGGAGGCAGUGAGCAGAAAACCCUGUUCCCUGUAUUUAUGGCCAGAAACGUAGACUGGUACUUCCUAUACAGACUGCAGGUUGCUCUCUAGAAAUAUUUCAGGCAUCACACCAUAAACUAUUACAGUACUCUGUGUUAAAGUCUAAUUGUCUGAUUCUCUGUCAUAUUGUUCUGAAUAUGUAAAUUUUUAAAAAAUCGUCUCUGGUUAAAAGUAGCUGUUCUUUUCCUGCUGUGUUAAAGCCAUUUUUGUUCAGUGUGAUAGAGACUACUCAUGGUAUUUAUCUGCUCAGUUAAAACACAAUUGACAACAGUAAAGUUUGCCACAAAAAGUUAAAUUUGGGUUAGGGGUAUAGCUCAGAAGUUGAGUGCAUGCUUAGCAUGUACAGCCCCAAGUUCAAUGUUCAGUACCAAAAGAAAAAAGAAAAAGCUAAAUUUUUUCCAAAUAUAUAUAUAUCUUAUUAAUUUGUUCAUGUUAUAAAAAGAUGUCCACAUUUUACUGCCAAAAAUGCAAGAGAAGAUUAAGACCACUCUUGAAUGAUUAAAUGUAGUUAUUUUAAUUGCAGUGGAUAAAAGGAAAUAUUUUUGAUGGAUUAUUUUGUAAACAAUUGCUUUUCCUUUAAGAUACUUGAUACAGUAUAUUAAACAAUAAAAUAUCAUAUCAAUAAUUGCACUUGAGAGGAGGCAAAUCUCCAAGAAACUUAAUUUUCAUUUAAAAUUUAUUUUAUUAAUAAGGUUAAUAUGCAACGUCAGAUGAUUGCAUUUUUCAUAGCCAAAAUAUUUUCAGUAGAGAUUUUAAAUGGGAUGUUAAAAUGAUAGUGGUUAUUCAGAAGCAUGAUAGAAGUGGCUAUCAGAGACUUCUUCAGAAAGGAGCUGGUGGGGCCAGGGAUUUAGCUCAGUGGAGUGUACACAAAUGCAAGGUCCUGAGUUUGAUCCCCAAUAC
This is a messenger RNA of Fukomys damarensis (Damara mole-rat), 3931 nucleotides long. It is a transcript of the gene Zyg11b, whose product is annotated as zyg-11 family member B, cell cycle regulator. The coding region runs from base 185 to 2392 and encodes 735 amino acids. Gene Ontology annotation, molecular function: protein binding. The transcript is spliced from 15 exons. The record is from RefSeq and is a predicted model, not a curated record. NCBI's taxonomy places the organism in Eukaryota, Metazoa, Chordata, Mammalia, Rodentia, Bathyergidae. Gene Ontology annotation, cellular component: Cul2-RING ubiquitin ligase complex.